Xyrauchen texanus (razorback sucker) is the source of this 2723-nucleotide messenger RNA. Its product is annotated as volume-regulated anion channel subunit LRRC8C-like. The transcript has 3 exons. Gene Ontology annotation, molecular function: protein binding. The coding region runs from base 100 to 2472 and encodes 790 amino acids. The record is from RefSeq and is a predicted model, not a curated record. Lineage: Eukaryota; Metazoa; Chordata; Actinopteri; Cypriniformes; Catostomidae.
ACUGAACUGAGUGAGUACCGCAGUCGCAAGGACAAGUUAGCACCCUCUAUGAUAUUCAGCUGUAGACUGAGAACGCUACCCAGAUCAUUUUAAGGGAGCAUGAUUCCAGUGACAGAAUUCCGGCAGUUCACGGAACAACAGCCAGCGUUCCGGGUUCUCAAACCAUGGUGGGAUGUGUUCACAGACUACCUCUCUGUGGUCAUGCUCAUGAUAGGCGUGUUUGGAUGCACUCUGCAGGUGAUGCAAGACAAAAUCAUAUGCCUUCCUCAAAGGUCAAAUCAGACAGUGCUGAUGAACACAACUUUUCCCUCAUCAUCUGUAUCCUCAGUGCCUGUGGUCCAAGAGCUGAAAGGACUGAAGACCAACUUGGAUAUUCAGCAGUAUAACUACAUAAAUCAAAUAUGCUACGAAAAGGCACUUCAUUGGUAUGCCAAGUAUUUCCCAUACCUGGUUCUCAUACAUACCCUCAUUUUCAUGGUGUGCAGCAAUUUCUGGUUCAAGUUUCCUGGCUCCAGCUCAAAAAUUGAGCACUUUAUAUCCAUACUAGGCAAAUGUUUUGACUCUCCGUGGACUACAAGAGCGCUGUCAGAAGUAUCAGGGGAGAAUACUGAAGAGAAAGACAACAAAAAGAACAGUGCCAGUAGGUCAAACCUUGAUUCUCCAAUUGGUGAGGGCAACCUAGAGAAGACUCCAUCUCUCAGAUCCAUUCCUGAGAAAAUUGUUGUGGACAAGCCAGCACCCAGUGUCCUUGACAAGAAGGAGGGAGAGCAAGCCAAGGCCUUGUUUGAGAAGGUCAAAAAAUUUCGGCUACACGUGGAGGAGGGUGAUAUAUUGUAUGUAAUGUAUGUCCGUCAGACUGUUGUAAAAGUGCUUAAAUUUAUCCUUAUAAUUGCUUACAACAGUGCUCUGGUGUCAAAGGUUCGGUUCACUGUUAGUUGUACUGUGGACAUACAACACAUGAUAGGUUACCGGGACUUCUUUUGCAAUCAUACUAUGGCCCAUUUAUUCUCUAAGCUCUCCUACUGUUAUUUGUGUUUUGUCAUUGUUUAUGGACUCACUUGCCUUUAUACAUCCUACUGGUUGUUCUAUCGUUCUCUGAAGGAAUACUCUUUUGAAUAUGUAAGGCAAGAGACUGGAAUUGAUGACAUCCCAGAUGUGAAGAAUGACUUUGCUUUCAUGUUACACAUGAUUGAUCAGUAUGAUCCACUGUACUCCAAGAGGUUUGCUGUGUUUCUAUCAGAGGUCAGUGAAAACAAGCUUAAACAGCUCAACCUUAACCAUGAGUGGACAGCUGACAAGCUUCGUCAGAAGCUGCAGACCAAUAGCAAUAACAGGCUGGAACUUCAACUCUUCAUGCUCUCUGGUCUCCCGGAUACCGUUUUUGAGGUGACAGAGCUGCAGUCUUUGAAGCUUGAGAUUAUUAAUAAUGUUACCAUACCUGCAGCUAUCGCCAAGCUAGACAAUCUCCAGGAGCUUUCACUUCAUCAGUGCUCGCUCAAGAUCCACAGCGCAGCCACAUCAUUCCUCAAGGAGAACUUGAAGGUGUUACGAGUGAAGUUUGAUGACUUUCGUGAACUUCCGCAGUGGUUGUAUGUGUUACGGAACUUGGAAGAACUCCAUCUGAUUGGCUCUUUGUGUUCUGAUGCAUCAAAGAAUAUAACUCUAGACUCUCUACGAGAGCUAAAGGCCCUCAAGACCCUGACACUCAAGAGCAACUUCAGCAAGAUCCCUCAGUCUAUUGUGGAUGUGGCCAGCCAUCUACAACGUCUCUGUAUUUGCAAUGAUGGCACCAAGCUGGUUAUGCUAAACAACCUUAAAAAGAUGGUGAAUCUUGUAGAACUUGAGUUGGUGCACUGCGACCUGGAACGCAUACCGCAUGGCAUUUUCAGCCUCACUAAUCUGCAGACAUUGGACCUGAAGGAGAACAAUCUACGCUCCAUUGAAGAGAUUGUCAGCUUCCAGCACCUCCGUAAACUGACCUGUCUGAAGCUCUGGCACAAUGUCAUCACUUUUAUUCCUGAACACAUAAAAAAACUUGGCAGCUUGGAUCGCCUAUACCUUAGCCACAACAAGAUCGAGAUUCUGCCUUCACACUUGUUCCUCUGCACCAAACUGCGCUACCUUGAUCUUUCCAACAACGACAUCCGUUUUAUCCCACCGGAGGUUGGCGUUCUCCAGAGCCUUCAAUACUUUUCUGUUAGUUGUAAUAAACUCGAAAAUAUUCCAGAUGAACUCUUUUUCUGUAAGAAGCUGAAAAAUCUCAGGCUCGGCAGGAACACACUGUCUGUUCUCUCACCAAAAAUUUCUUACCUAAGUGUACUGACUCACUUGGAGUUAAAGGGUAAUCACUUUGAGGUCUUGCCAGCCGAACUGGGCUGUUGCCGUACCUUGAAGCGGAGUGGACUUGCGGUAGAAGAUGUGCUGUUUGAGACACUGCCUGCAGAUGUCAGGGAACAAAUGCAAGAAGAGUGAUGUUCAAAUGGUUUGCUUUAAUGCCAAAUGCUAAUCAGACUUAAGAGACAGUACUCAAAGUGUUCCGUCCUGUAGUAUGUUUUGUGAUCUCAAUGGGUGAGUACCUGCAAUUUCAUGAUUAGAUUUGGACAUAAAAAUGCUUAAAGGAAUAUUUCAUGACCUUUUUUUCUUCUGUAGAACACAAAUUAAGAUUUUUAGAAGAAUGUCUCCCCUCUGUAGGUCCAUACAAUGCAAGUGAAUGGUGGCCAAAU